Messenger RNA from Musca domestica (house fly), 2647 nucleotides. RefSeq names its product U3 small nucleolar RNA-associated protein 14 homolog A-like. The record is from RefSeq and is a predicted model, not a curated record. Gene Ontology annotation, cellular component: small-subunit processome; nucleolus. Lineage: Eukaryota; Metazoa; Arthropoda; Insecta; Diptera; Muscidae. The transcript is spliced from 2 exons. The coding region runs from base 98 to 2548 and encodes 816 amino acids. Gene Ontology annotation, biological process: rRNA processing.
GUGGCUCUAUAACACAUGGUAGAAAAAUACAGGUAGACGCAUCGACGCAGCUGCUGGGAAAUCGAAUUAAUUCAAUCAACAAUUUAAUAACGAAAACAUGAGUGACGACGAGGAACAAAUCAACCCAAAAUCCCACAAACAAUUGCUACAGGCUAUCAGCAGUUUGGGAAAGACGCAACAUAUACGGAAAUCAACACGUGAUGAACCGAAAUUGGUUCAGGAUGAAUUUCAGUUGGUCAAGGGUUUGGCUGUUGUCUCCAAACCCAAGGCUCAGCCAGUAGCCAUCAAUGAUUUGGUUCAAGUCUUGAAAGGUAAUAAAAAGCUAUUGGAGACGGGAAAAGAACUCAAGAAAACUGUCACUACAAAGAAGGUGUUGGAGAAACCUUUGGAGAAGCCAGCUGCUGAGCGUAUCAAGAGAACCAUUGGUUAUGAAAAUGUUAAGGCAAAGCUGGCCAAAUGGGAUGCGGUGGUGGCAUCAAAUAGAUCAGCGGAAACACAAGUAUUUCCUCUGAAAUCAGAGACGAUUUAUGUCAACACCUCUUUGCGUCGUAAACCCUUGGAGCAAAGUGUUAAAACCGACCUGAUGUUACAAAUGGAAGAAUUGGAGAAUAAAUAUGCCAAAAUGAAACGUGAACAUUUGGGCGACACUCAAGAUCCUGCCGAAUUGGAAAAACAAGAACAACAAUUGCUGCAAAAGAAAUUAACCAAGGAAGAACUGAUAGCCAAGCGAAAGGAGUUGGCUUAUUUGAAAAUGCGUGAGGCUCAGAAGUCAGUAAAGGCUCGCCUGCAAAAGAAAAUCAAAUCCAAGAAAUACCACAAACUGCUUAAGAAACAAAAAAUGCAGGAACAAAUCAAACAGUUUGAGCUAUUGCAGAAAACUAACCCCGAAGCUGCCAUGGAAAAACUCAACGCAUUGGAAAAAUCCCGUGUUCUGGAACGGGCCAGCUUGAGGCAUAAGAACACUGGCACUUGGGCAAAGAAUCUACAAAUACGGGCCAAAUAUGAUAAGGAUGUGCGUAAGGAUUUGUCAGAGCAAUUACAAAUAAGUCGAGAGCUGACACAAAAGGUCAAGGAUGAAGACUCCGAUCAAGAAAUGCCGGAGGAAAAGAAAGAGGAACUAGAUGAAGAUGAUCCCGAGUAUGAUCCUUUCAAUCCGUGGACCACUGUGGGCAAAAAAGACAAGGCAAAUGCAACUGAACAGGGUGAAUCUAAUUGGCGUAAAUACUGGCUAGAACGCAAUGAUAAUGAAAAAAUGCUUGAAGAGUACAAGCGGUUGUUGAAUGAGGAGCAGGGAGAAGAAGAGGAGGAGCAGGAUCAGGACGAGGAGGAGAAGGAGAAGGAAGAUGUUGCCAAAAAUGAAGAGGGACCCUUAGAAGAUAAAGACCAAAAUGAGAGCGACCAGGAAAAAGAUGCCGCUGUACCCAAAAAGAAGGCUAAAGGGGAUACUAAAGCUCCUACUAAAUCCCUGAAAAGAAAAAAGGAAAAGAAGCCUGAUAUUAAACCUAAACCAAAUAAAAAUCAAAAACUGGAAAAUGGUUGGCUGGUAGAAGAAAUUGAUCCGGUUGCUGUCAAGUCGAUUGAUGACAUAUUUGAUGCCCAAGAAGACAGGAUUAGAGAGAAAUUACAAAAGAAAUUAGAUAUAAUCAAUGAAAAGGGCAAGAAAUUAAAAGAGAGCAAGAAGGAUAAGAAGAAGUCUUCCAAAGGACGCGAUCCAUUGAAGAACUUGAAGGAUUUAUCCUUUAAGAAUAAAGCAGUACGUCCCGAAAUCGAUGAGGAACUGAAAAAUGAGUUAGAUGAAAAGGCGGAUGAAUCGGUGAAAAUAAAUGAAACCCUCGACAAAGCAAUGUCAACGAAGUCCAAUGAUACAACAGAAACAAAGAGCACGGAUACAUCUACGGUCACAGACACAAUAGAUCCGACUAAACUGGCAACGGUGAAACUCAAGCAACAUGGAAUUGGUUUUGGUUCCGUCAGCGAGGCGAUGGGCGAUGUUGACAUGGCUGAUGAGGAUGAUGAUCCCAUUGCCGACCAACAAAUGACAAUUGCCCAGGCCUUUGAGGAUGAUGAUAUUAUUGCCGAUUUUAGCCGUGACAAAACAAAAGACUCCGAACUCAAAGAUGCAGAAAUACAACUUUCAAUGCCCGGCUGGGGCUCGUGGGCUGGAGCGGGUAUUUCCAAAGAACAAAUGGAGAGAAGAAACAAACGCCUGUUACUCAAACUGGCCCCUGAGGAAAAACGAAAAGACGAGAACAAAGAAGGUGUAUACAUUAAUGAAAAUGUCAAUAAAAAACUUCGAAAUCACUUGGUAUCCGAUGUUCCCUUCCCAUUCACCUCCCUGAAGGAUUACGAGGCCAGUAUAAGAGCGCCGCUGGGACGUAACUUUGUCACCGAAACUGCCUUCCGGUUGCUGACACGUCCCUCGGUCAUAACACAGAAGGGAAAAAUUAUCGAGCCCAUGGAUGAGAGUGAGUUGAUUAAACCUGCACGAAAGUUGCGAAAUCCUGUGGAUAUACGCAUCGCUAAAAUGGCGGCUGAAGCCAAGUCGUAGAAAUUUGUUGAUAGGAAAUUAUUUUAAAUUUGUAGUGCAUACAUAAUAUAAAAAUGUAUAUUUGAAAUAAAUAUUCAAUUUUUUUUAUUGUAAAACAAA